This is a messenger RNA of Orbicella faveolata, 1540 nucleotides long. RefSeq lists its product as uncharacterized. NCBI's taxonomy places the organism in Eukaryota, Metazoa, Cnidaria, Anthozoa, Scleractinia, Merulinidae. The record is from RefSeq and is a predicted model, not a curated record.
GUUCUUAAACUCUGGAACUCAUCGUUAAUAUCACAAUUUAGUUUUUUUUUUUUUCAGGAAAGCCAAAACUAUUUAUUACAAUCUCCACGCAAUAAUGAGUGGCAGUGCACUGAUAGAGGUGUUUGGUCAUAUCGUGUUCAGUUUUACACGAGGAGUGACAGAGCACUACAACCCACAAGAACCUGAAUACAUGGCAGAAUCUUUUGGCUACGAUCCUCUACAAAGCACAGGUCGAGAAUGGUAUUAUCAUCCUGUUGAUGAGCUUAUUUAUCAAGAAUACAGCGACAGAGAAGCCACAAGCUUGGACUAUCUAGCGUCUAACCACGCUGAUAUAAGGGUUAUAAACGCGUGUUCGCCAGAGGAAAACGAAGAAACACAGGAAGAUCAACAAGAUGAAGAUAGAGCAAUGGCUUGGAAGCGACUCAGACCAUGCGCUCUCCGAACGGUUUGUAAAUCAAUGUACAUUGGAGCUUCAAUUUCACUACUAACGGCCAUCAUCAUCGGUUCAGUAUACAUGUUGAUCUCAUACUUAUGUAUUAAGACUGUAAACAACUGUGAAUUUCAUCCAAAGAAGUCCAUACCAUUAAAUGUACAAUGGAUGAGAUCAAUUUCUCUUGUGAUAAGUUACUCUAUUUCACACUUUUCGUCCUUUGUGACCAUGCUAUUUCUUUUUCGUCCAUAUCAGUUAAUGGGCGUGAAAAGGAAAGUCUUCUUGGUUUGCUACUUUGGAUAUUGUUUGGAAACAUUUUAUAUCAUAACUCUACAAAGCCUGGGAAUAUCUCAUUCUAAGCCAUCUUCUUUACAACUUAUUCCAAACAACGUUAUCAUUGUCAUUAGUCUAUGUUUGCAAGUUUAUUUUGUUACGAAUCACUUCUGUAUACGGCGGUCAAGGAGAAGUCACGUCAAUUUUUUUUUUCAAAUGACAGCUUCCCCCAUUUCUCUUGUAUUUCUUGCAGUUCUUGUGGCUCAAAUUAUUUACCCAGCGUAUAACAAACAUGGCAAAGAUGGUAAACUUGUUAUCGCUCUUUUCUCUCCUCUCAUUGGAGUCCUUCUCAAAGUAAUCUCGCGAAUUUGUGGUCAGCGAUUAUGCUCGAAAUGUAUUCAUCCGGGAUAUUGCUAUGUCUUGCUCACACCGCUGUAUUGUUGCUCAGCGGUUCUUUUUCGAGUUCUACAAGCGGAUCUUGGCAGUUUACAAUCUGUUGCUGUUCUUGGGAUAAUUCACGGCGCUGCAGAAGUCAUAGAACGAAGUACCAUGGUUGUCACUGAUCACAUUUGUCACGUGAUUUGGAAAAGAACAUCAGCUCCUUGGGGAAGUUUUCGUUCUCCUCGUCGCGAGAGACUAAUGGCUGAUAUCGCUAUCGCGAGCAUGUUGUAUGAAUCAACUGCUAUAGUGUCUGUUAACGGAUUAUUGUACUUGUAUCAAUAUGUACACUUAAAAGACGAUUCCCUUUCAGAGCUGCUACAGUCUUUUGCUAUCACAACUUCAGUUCAACUGGUUUAUUGUAUUAUAUUACAUUAUAACUUCCUCAAUAUAGAGUAA